Molecule: messenger RNA, 1143 nt
Organism: Alternaria burnsii
Lineage: Eukaryota; Fungi; Ascomycota; Dothideomycetes; Pleosporales; Pleosporaceae
Exons: 2
Coding region: 1-1143 (380 amino acids)
Cellular component (GO): membrane
Source: RefSeq, a predicted model, not a curated record
AUGGCGUCUGGCUGGUUCAGCUCGUCGUCAAGCGACCCAACGCGUCCUCCUGACGUUCGCUUCCAGGUCGCUGAAGAGAAACCUCACGGUUUAUACCUGCAGCCCAGCUCUGGUGGUUCGAGAUCCGCCACGAACCGCUCAGCUGGGCCGACAUCUUCGGCUUACGUGGAUACAACUCACUCCAAGACGCAUGUUCACAAUGCUUCACUCUUCGACGUAGGCAUCUUGAAGGACACGCUUGUCCCUUCGCUCACCCUACACUCUGGUCUGGCUCUCAUCGCAUAUGGGGCUGCACGAUACACAAACCGCGUUGAAGCCAAGGACUGGCUUUGGCCGAGCGGUCAGGUUGUGAACGCUUGGUGGUCAGCUGUUGGACGCCGUCUCGCUCAAGGCUACACAGUUUCCCAGGCAUUCAGUCGUCUAUCAUGGCACGAGCGUGUUAUUCUUACCGGUGUCACACUAUGGGGAGGACGUCUCUUCUACCGUAUCGUUCGCCGCUCCCUCCAGCGAGGUGAGGAUGAUCCGCGAUAUGCCGAGGUCAAGAAGGAGGAAGGCUUCUGGAACAGUGCUCUGUUCAAGGUUUUCGUUCCUGAGGCUUUCUUCCAGAUGCUCAUUAGCCUUCCAUUUACCGCGCCGUUCCGGCAUGAAGGUGCUGUUAUGACAGGUUACCAUCCCUUCGUUCAGGUGUUUGCCGUCGGAUUGUUUUCAUCUGGUCUGGCUUUGGAGACACUCGCCGACUACCAGCUGGACCAGUUCAAGGCAGAGGGCAACAAGGGCAUUAUGCGCGAGGGAGUAUGGAGCAUUGUCCGCAACCCCAACUACCUCGGCGACGCCCUCGUACACAUAUCAUUCAUCGUCAUGCUCUACGGUUCCGACAUGCUCGCUCCUGUCGAGCUCUUAGGUCCCGCCGCAAACUAUGCCUUCCUUCGCUUCUUUGGCGGCGAUGCCGAGAAAGAGAAACAUCAAGAGCGUCGAUACUCUGCUUCUCAACCCGACAAGUUCCGCGAGCUGGAGAAGUUCAGGGCUGACAAGAAUGCUUUUUGGCCAAGCGUUGAUGAGCUAAGUAACAAGUGGCUAUGGACUGUGCUGGGAGUCGGAGGAUUGGGUAUUGCAGUUGAGCAAACGCUUAGGGCAUUGCACUAG